Molecule: messenger RNA, 1092 nt
Organism: Entamoeba dispar SAW760
Lineage: Eukaryota; Evosea; Mastigamoebida; Endamoebidae
Exons: 1
Coding region: 1-1092 (363 amino acids)
Source: RefSeq, a predicted model, not a curated record
AUGUCGAACCCUCACAGUAUUAUUCCUAGACCACGAUCAUCACCAUCUCAAGACGAUUCACCUACACCAAAUAUUGCAGAAUAUAUUAAAUCAAUUCCUUCAUGGUCACCUGAAGAACAAAUGAUAUUAGAAGAUAAUAUGAAACGAUAUCCUGCUUCACAAAAUGCUGAAUUUAAACGACUCACAUUAUUAAUGACAAAUUUACCUAAUAAACGAUUAAGAGAUGUUUCAUUACGUGUAAAAUAUAUGAAAGCAAAAGAAAAACAAGAUAUUAGUUGGGAGAGUUUUCUUCAUUCUUCUUUCGGUCAACAAAGGGUUGAAGUAUCUCCUUCUCAUUCUAUUAAAUCUCCUCGUGCUACUCCUACUGAUCGUGAAGAAGAACCUAAACGUGAAAGAAGAACUCCUUUACGUAUAAAACGUGAUGAUGAAGACCUCUCAGUUUCAAGUAAUUCAAAUCAAGUUUCUUCUGUUGGUUCUUCAACAAUUAAUGGAAGAGAAAGAGAUGUUAAUUCAAUGUCAAUAUCUUCUAAUGCUCCUCCAACUCCUUUAGUAUCUAAUCCACCUCCUGUUUUACAACCUCAAGUUCCGGUUGCCCCACAACUUCGUGUUCAAUUCCCAAAUAAUAUAAUUACACAAUGUGGUCCUUCACAAUAUGCAAGACCUCCAGUAUAUUCUCAAGGUACUUAUUCAUCUUCUUCAUUAGGGAGAGUACCACCAAUUAUGUAUCAAACACGUGAUAGAGGAUAUACACAAGAUGACCAAAUUUGUGAACAACUUAUCUCUGAUAAUGAACGAUGUUUAGAAGGUAUUACUAAUAUAGUAUUACAAAAAAGAUCUGAUUUUGGUGGUUUUAUUAAUGAAUUUAAUUCUAACGUUAAUAAAUUACUUCAACUUACAGGAAAUAUGACGGGAAAUCUCCCUUUGUUUUAUUUCGCACCAACUAAUAUUAACAUACCUAAAUUUAAAAAAGUUAAUUUACCAUCGCAAGAUCCCUCUGUUCGUCAGCCCCAACAAUAUGGAUUAGAUUUCCAAAUACAAAAACAAACUCCUAGAGAAAUUUCUAUCGAUAGUAGAAGAACUGAGUUAAUGUAA